GUGGUUUGCGCUGCGGUGGUCGCGUUAGUUAUAGUCGUAAUAGUACGACUUUCCUCAAGCAAAGUGUCUGAAUAGUGUUCAGUUGUAUAAGCAUUGCCGUGCUGAUGCCUCUGAUGAGCUGUGCCAUUCGGAUCUGAGUUUGGCGAAGAGACUCAGUCUGGCUACCUCCCGCUGACUAACUGCCGCCAGGGAGCGGGCUCUGUGCACCCCUAACGGGCCCUGGUGCCGGCCGGCCGCGUCUCCGCUCUGUCUCUAACGUCGCCGCGGCACUAACAUGCGGCAUGGAGAUUGAUCGGCAAAGCCUGGAGGCGUGGGCGCGCGACAAGCCGCUCAGCAUCCUACAGCUGGACCCCGUGGACCGGGCCGUGCUCCGCGUGGCAGAUGAGAGAGAUGCCAUACAGAAGAAGACGUUCACGAAGUGGGUUAACAAGCAUUUGAAGAAGUGCGGGCGCAACGUUCGCGACCUGUUCGUCGACCUGCGAGACGGGAAGAACCUCCUGGGACUGCUGGAGGUGCUGUCCGGCGAGCGGUUGCCGUCGCAGAAGGGCCAGCUGCGCUUCCAUCAGCUGCAGAAUGUGCAGAUCGCGCUGGACUUCCUGCACUUCAGGAAGAUCAAGCUGGUCAACAUCCGAGCUGACGACAUCGUCGACGGCAACCCCAAGCUGACGCUGGGUCUGGUGUGGACUAUCAUCCUGCACUUCCAGGUAGGUCCCCGGGCCGCCCCUGCGCCAGCCUGCAGCCGGCUGCAGUCGGUGGAGCCGGUGGAGCACCCAUGCCCGUCGCGGGCCGGCGGCGCUGACCGGCCUCAGUACGCCACGAACGGCGCCGACGGGCCGGCGCGCCGCUGCCGCCGGCGACGACUGGAGCGGGCGGGCCACGCAGAGGAGCUGUGGGAUCGCGGCUGGCGGCUGCGACUGGACGCGAUUCUGUGA
Molecule: messenger RNA, 932 nt
Organism: Pollicipes pollicipes
Lineage: Eukaryota; Metazoa; Arthropoda; Thecostraca; Pollicipedomorpha; Pollicipedidae
Product: alpha-actinin-3
Exons: 7
Coding region: 282-932 (216 amino acids)
Molecular function (GO): protein binding
Source: RefSeq, a predicted model, not a curated record